AUGGCUUACUGUGGACCCGCUUGUGCUGUGCCAUCUUGCGCAUCCGCCCCAGUUGUUGGCUUCGGAUCAGCCGGUUCCAGGGGUCUUGGCUGGGGCCAAGGCUGGGGCCAGGGCUAUGGAGGUCUUGGUUAUGGUUUGGGCUACGGCUACGGAGCUGGUGCCUUGGCUGAAACCUCACGAAGCCUGGGCACUCUGGCUGGAGUGAACCCACAACCCAUCAACCAGGUCCCAGCAUCUGAGGUGGUCAUCCAGCCUCCUCCAGUUGUGGUCAUUCUCCCUGGUCCCAUCCUGUCCGCCAGCUGUGAGCCCGUCGCCGUUGGAGGCAACACACCCUGUGCCAUUGGAGGAGUUGGACGCAUCGGUGGCGGCUUCGGAGGCCGCCUGGGACGUUUUGGUCGCCGUGGAAGCAUCUGCGCUCUCCCCUGCAACCUCCCCUGUUAA
Messenger RNA from Protobothrops mucrosquamatus (brown spotted pit viper), 441 nucleotides. RefSeq names its product shematrin-like protein 2. Gene Ontology annotation, cellular component: intermediate filament. The transcript has a single exon. The record is from RefSeq and is a predicted model, not a curated record. Gene Ontology annotation, molecular function: structural constituent of cytoskeleton. The coding region runs from base 1 to 441 and encodes 146 amino acids. Lineage: Eukaryota; Metazoa; Chordata; Lepidosauria; Squamata; Viperidae.